This is a messenger RNA of Bathycoccus prasinos, 393 nucleotides long. RefSeq lists its product with no specific name. The record is from RefSeq and is a predicted model, not a curated record. The transcript has a single exon. The coding region runs from base 1 to 393 and encodes 130 amino acids. NCBI's taxonomy places the organism in Eukaryota, Viridiplantae, Chlorophyta, Mamiellophyceae, Mamiellales, Bathycoccaceae.
AUGUCAUCUCCUUUACUAAUACAAACUACCACUCAUUUUCACAUCAUCAAACAGAACGGUUACACGAUUGACACCGACAAGCGCAGACAAGCGUUAGAAGCGAAGAAGAAGGCGAACGCGGCGGCUGGCGAAGCGGCGAAAGCCAAGGCGAAGGCGUUGGCGGAAAAGAACAAAGCAGCGCAAGCCAAGGCUUUUGCCCAAAAGAAGAUGCUCGCGGAACAAGCCAAGGCAAAAGCGGCGGCGGCCAAGCAAGCCUCCAUGAAGUUGAACAAAACCGUCGGCGGUUCCUCCAAGUUCAAGAACUCCUUCACCACGGCGCCGUCCGUCAAGGACCCGUUCGCCGAAAAGAAGUGGGGCGGCUUCUCCUUCAACCCGUUCGGCAAGAAGGACUAA